AUGUAUCGUGGCAUAGGAACUUCUCUCCAUUCAAAUCGACGCUUCACAGCCCGUGAUGGCGAUGGCGACCUUUAUGAUGCUGCUAACCUUGCGCAGCUCGUUGACGAUGCCCAUGCCAGGGAAUUGGCUUGUGUCUUGCUCCUAUCUCAAUAUCCCGGACAAUGGAAGCCCUCGAUGCUCAACUGGAGGAUAAGGCGGCUUUUCUUCGGUUUUUUCGAAGGGCUUUGA
Messenger RNA from Histoplasma capsulatum G186AR, 228 nucleotides. RefSeq names its product protein kinase. The transcript has 3 exons. The record is from RefSeq and is a predicted model, not a curated record. Lineage: Eukaryota; Fungi; Ascomycota; Eurotiomycetes; Onygenales; Ajellomycetaceae. The coding region runs from base 1 to 228 and encodes 75 amino acids.